Molecule: messenger RNA, 4852 nt
Organism: Limanda limanda (common dab)
Lineage: Eukaryota; Metazoa; Chordata; Actinopteri; Pleuronectiformes; Pleuronectidae
Exons: 7
Coding region: 107-3586 (1159 amino acids)
Biological process (GO): regulation of transcription by RNA polymerase II
Cellular component (GO): nucleus
Molecular function (GO): DNA binding; protein dimerization activity
Source: RefSeq, a predicted model, not a curated record
CACGCACCGGAAUACAUGCGGCUGUUGUUUUGACGUGUUUUUUUCAAACUGCAGCCAAGUGAGCGCUGACUGCCUCCAUCACUGAGGAGCAGUGACCCGCAGAGACAUGGAUCUCAUCAGUAAACCCAGGAGCAAGUCCAUCGUGUGGCUGUACUUCGGUUUGAAGGCGGAUGAGAAGGGGCAGCCGCUGAACUCCGGAGAGGCCGUGUGUCGCUUGUGCAGGAAAAUAGUGCUGGCGAAAGGUGGAAACACCACCAACCUCAGAAGUCACCUGAAGAGAAGACACCGUGCAGAUUUCUUCGACAGCUCUACCCCCACGCCCCCCGGAGCCUUGUCCGAGUCUCCAGGUUUCGAUCUCAACCAUGAAGAAUACUUUGAGGAUGUUCCAUUUCUGCAGAACACUUCGAAUCAGAACUACGUCCCGGAUGCGGUGCUGCCCCCCGGGGAGCCCUGGCUCCAUGGCGGCCCCUCUCGAGCAGUGCUGUCCCUGCCUUCCUACCUGGGCCUGUGUGGGGAGGAUGGGUCUCUCAUGUCUGGUCCUGGAUCUUCUGGCGAGGAGCCGAUGGGAGAGAUGAAAGUGUACGCCAAGUGUCACCUCCAGCAAGGCGUCAUGUUUGGGCCCUACAUAGGAGAAAUGUGCAGGGGUCAAAUGCCAAACAGCCUCAAAUACUCCUGGGCUAUCAGAGAUGACGCUUCCUUCAUCUACAUUGACGCUUCUGAUGAAAAUAAAUCCAAUUGGAUGAGGUAUGUUACAUAUACGAGCAAUGAGGAGGAGCACAAUCUAUUUGUCUUCCAGUUUUACCGCCACAUCUACUACAAGGUUUCCCAGCCCAUCCCCGAGGGAGCACAGCUCAGAGUGUGGAUUGGGAAGGAUUACGCCACCCUGCUGGGCCUCGGGAUGGGCGAUAAUGUAAAAUGUGAAAUCGGAGAAAAGGAAACAGCUCUGCGCCUCCUGCAAGACAUCCAGUUGGUCACCCUCCCGGAGCCGUGCAGCACUCCCCUUUGGUCAGAUCACAGCCAAUCACAGAGCCCCAUGCCUGUCAUCAGUGACGUGGCGACGGUGUCAAAUCCAGACUCGGCUGUUGAUCCAGGGGGGUUGUGUGGCUCCGCCUUCCCCUCUACUUCCAUCAUGUCCUUCCCGCUCCCCAGCUCCCAGCUGAUGGAAAAGUACGAUUUUAUGCCUGGAACAGAAAAACUGCUGAGUAGCCAAAACGUCACGCAACACAGCCCGUGGUACUUUUUCGGUUUCGAGCCGGACCCAACCGGUCGGCCCCUGGACCGGAGCGUCGUGGUGUGUAAGCUGUGUGGGGAGCGGGUGAGCUGCGCGGGAGGAGCUGCGGACCUCCAGAACCACCUGACCAGCAAGCACCACAUCAGAACACGGGACUGCAACAAGGAGCGGGCUCUUCUGAUAACGGGACAACAACACCCUCACUCCCUGAUAGCUCCCAACGGCCUGGUCAGCACAUUCCCCCAUGUUCUGUCUGCUCAAGUGACCCAUGCCAUAACCAACUUCAUCAUCAUGGAUCUCCAGUCCCCGGCUCUGGUGGAAGGGGAGGGCUUCAAGCAGCUGAUCCUCACCCUCCUGCCCUCCUGCAAGGAUCUGCCGUCACUUUGUCAGCUGGAGUACCUCCUGAGAGAACACCACAGCAGGGGCAAGGCCAGGCUGUCCCAGCUGCUGAUGAGGAAAACAGGAGGUGGGGAGAACGAGGAGAUAUCUGACUAUACCGCUCCAAUCGAGUGUGAGCCCAGGAGACGCGGCCGACCUCCUGGCAGUCGGAGGGAAGUUAAUCACUAUGUCACUGUAAGUGUUGACAUUUGGUCGCACAACUGGCAAGGCAACCCCGAGAGGUACCUCACCGUCUGGGCACACUGCAUAGACGCCGGUUUUAUCUCUAAGAAUCUGGCCCUGGCAACCCAAAGACUGAAGGAGUGUGGGGUGAAAGACUACACCCUUCAAGCAGUGGAGACCCAAGUCAAAGGGAUGGCACAGGAGUGGGGGAUCUUUCAGCCUAAUCUGGUGCUGCUGGGAGGGGAAGGAAGGAAUAAAAUGAGGCUUGGGACAAUAAAGGGGGAGAAAGGUGGAGAGGCGGCAGUAAGCGUCCCUCACCCGAACUCAACAACAUUUCCUGAAAGGGAUGAAUCUGUGUCCCCCGAGGAACCACAUGGCUCUGAGUGCAGCCAAUCCAGUGAGGGGCUUCCAUCUAUUCCAUGCUUCUUCAGCAUUGUGCAGGACUGCAUCGAGGAAUUAAUGUCCCAUCAUGUCAUCUCCAAGACCCUCGGCCAGUUUCAGGGUAUUGUAUCAACACUGUUCCUGCCACCUGCUUUAAACAGAGGCUCAUAUCAGCAUCAUGUCCAGAGUCUGCUGCAGACGCUGACGAGACAGGAACAGGCCGAGCUGAAGUCCUGGGCUCAUUGUCAGCCAGCGUGGAAUAAGCUCUACCCUCUACUGAGCAUGCUCAUCAAACAUAAAAGCCUCGUCUGUGAUGUAAUAAAAGAGAUGAAAAUGCAGGGCUUGUCCAAAGGAGACACUGCUUCAGAAACCAGUUCAUCAGGCGGCUGCCACGCAAACUCCACCUCCAACACGGCCUCAGCAAACGUCACAAUGCGUUCUGACUGGAAGGUCCUGGAGGAUCUGUGUUUGGUGCUCAGACCUCUGGACGUGGCCUGUCGGACCCUCGCCAAGGAGGCCUUCCCUCGUCUGUCCCUCAUCAAACCCAUUCUCAUCGGCCUGCUCUCGCGCCACCUGGUCUCACGGCCGGGAGAUUCGUCAUCCAUCUUAAAGGAAGUGAAGAGGAUGAUGAGGCGAAACUUGGCGAGCGGCUACGACAACCCUGUGGUCAACAGGGUUCUGUGCGUGGCGUGCUCCCUUGACCCACAGUUCCAUGGGCUGGGCUUCAUGGAGGAAAAGGAUCAGACGGCCACAUUUGAUUGGUUGAAGAAAGAGGCCGUCAGGAUUGCGAAGGAGGAAAGGGGGAGGAGCCAUCGUAAGAGCCAGAGCAAGAGAAGCUCCUCCCCCGGGUCUCCAGCGUCAGAUAGCGACUACCGGCGGAGGAGCAAACGCCUCAAAGACUCCCGCCCAGUCAGCUUCAGAGAGGCCGAUGAUGAUGACGAUGACGAGAGUGACAUUGUAGAGGCCGAUGAGAACGAGACAGCGGACCCCGCCUCCCAGCGUGCGCUCUCCGGUAUGGAGUUCCUGCUGGGAGACCUGUUCUGCUCGGCCCCCCCGAGCAAGCAGAGCUCUGCUGAGGAAUCUGUAGACAUGGAGAUGUCUGUGUUCAGGGCCGGUAAGGGGGCCUCACUGGGGGUGGAGCCUCUGCAGUGGUGGAGGACGAAGGCCGUUCAGUUUCCACUGUUGGCAACAGUGGCACGGGCCUACCUGGCCGCCCCAGCCGUGGCAGGCAGCGCCGCACUGGACUUUUUGCGGGAAGGGGUGGGAACCAUGUACAGAAAGAGAGCCAACAUUCCACCGGAAAGUUUGGACGCAAUCCUCUUCCUGCACUACAACCACAUGUCCACCUGUGAUGCUGAGCAAACAGCAGUUAAGAAUGAGGACAAGAACAGUGGGAGUGAGAAGGUCCUAUAAAACACAAACACACACUAAACUUAUCCAGAUUUAAACUGGAUUACUACUAUAAACCAAAGCCCCACAUGAAAGCUAGAGUUGAUAAUCCUGGAGAAACUAGCGUGAGCAGGCUAUACUUAUGUAUAAAAAUACAGUCCAUACAUCCCAUCCCCUCCUUUCAGCCGACUGGGAGGUAGGUUAGUGACACACAGGCAUGCCAGCCAUUCAUUUCUUUCAGUCCAAAGGAAUCAGUCAAUUGGAUAGAUUGGAUCACUGUACGACUGACUCACAGUUAAAUUUCUUCUGUGUAUUAUAAACUCUGUAGUAUCUAGUGCCUUACCUUGUUUAAAUACAGUAGAUUGAAAGACAUUCUUAUUUUUUUUAUCCUUAAUGCCAAUUUCCAAGAAAGAUAUGGUGUAUAACUGUAUAACACUGUGGUUGUAUUGUGUAAAACUUCCACCUUGUGACUCAACUAUUGCAUUUGUUUUGUGUUCUCCAAAGACUGACUAUUAGCUCACUUCUAUAUAGAAGGAAUUCAACAAUUGUUUCAGUAAAUGAAACAACCCUUGUGAAAGAUCUAGGAGGAUCUGUCGGCAGGAAGGGAAAAUAAUAUUAACAUUCACAGUGAUGUUUUUAUUAGUGUAGAAUCACCUGAAACUAAGAAUCCAGUUUUUUUUACCUCAUGAUGAGCCCUUCAUAUCCAUAUCUGUUGCAGUCAUCAACCAUACUGUUGUUGUUUCUGCAGUAGCCCAGAACGGACAAACCAAAUCCUGGUUGAAGAGAGAGUCUUAUACAGUUUGAUGGUGCCUGAAGGCCACAGUUGGUUCUCCUACACAUUCAUAAAUUCUCUUCAAUCUUAGACCUUGUUUAGAUCGUACAGUCUAUGGUUUAGACCUGGUUUUAAAAUCUGUCUUGAGUGGUGAGAACGCAAGUGAUCUUUUGGGUGCUUUCGUGUGUGAAAGCACCCAAGAGUGUUCUGGAAUCUGAUCACUCAGAACUCUUUGGAGAUGAUGCAGGUGGCCACAAACAAAUCAACCAAUGGUAACAGAGAAGCAUAAAAAUAUGAUUAAAAGGCACCAGCUGUGUGCUCGCAUGUUUUAACAGUUUGAUCAUAAACAUAUUACCUAUACUGAGUAAACUUUGCUGCCUUAUGUAAAAUUGUAGAGAAUCUUGUUUACUGCUUGUUAUUGCUGUAUUUCACGAGGUAAUAUAAAGAAGUGUAUAACACUUUUCAGUUCUACAUUAUAUAAAGCAGUGAUUUAAACCUACUUUUAUUGUUUUACACCA